ACAAAAACUCUUUUAUUCACAUUUUAGGGUCUCUUUCUCUCUUAUCUUAAAGCAGCAGCAGAAGCAGAAGCAGUGAGCACAAGAAACGUCAUCGAUGGCGUCUCAGGCUGCGAAUCUAUGGGUUCUUCUUGGUUUAGGUCUGGCUGGGAUUCUUAUGAUUUCCAAGAAGCUCAAGAAGACCGUCCGUGAAGAUUUCGGCGCUUUUCUCGACAAACUCUUGCUUCUCCCUCCUCCUCCACCUGCUCCUCCCAAAGCUCCUCAUCCUCUCACCGGCCUCACUUUCGCCGUUUCCGACUUAUUUGAUAUCACAGGCUACGUGACUGGUUUCGGUCAUCCAGACUGGGUUAGGACGCAUGAAGCUGCUUCUUCAACUUGUCCUGUGGUUUCAACUCUCGUUGAAGGUGGAGCCACUUGUGUUGGUAAAACUGUAGUUGAUGAACUUGCGUUUAGUAUCAGUGGAGAAAACAAGCAUUACGAUUCACCUACAAAUCCUGCAGCUCCUUCUCGUAUUCCUGGUGGCGCUUGCAGUGGCGCUGCUGUUGCUGUAGCCACUAAAGCUGUGGAUUUUGCUUUAGGCAUCGACACAGCUGGCGGGGUAAGAGUGCCUGCAGGAUACUGUGGCGUUCUUGGAUUCAAAUCUUCUCAUGGGGCUAUUUCAAAUACAGGAAUCAUACCAGUAUCUUCAAGUCUUGACUCUGUUGGAUGGUUUGCCCGCGAUCCAAUCACCCUACAUCGUGUUGGCCAUGUACUCUUGCAACUUCCAUUUGCCACACAACGGAAUCCAAGGCAAAUCAUACUAGCCGAUGACUGUUUUCAGCUGUUAAAGAUCCCCGUGGACCGGAUUACCCAGGUGGUGAUCAAAUCAGCUGAAAAGCUUUUUGGAAGACAAUUGCUGAAGCAUCAGAACUUUGAGAACUAUAUUGAAACUAAAGUUCCUAGCUUGAAAGAGUUUGCUAGAACAAAAGCCGUUGCUAAGGUCCCAACAUCAAGACUACUAGCGAAUGUGAUGCAGCUUCUUCAAAGGCACGAGUUUCUUCAAAAUCAUGGGGAUUGGAUCAACACAGUGAAGCCAGCUAUUGAUCCUGUGAUUUCGUCCCAAAUUUGUGAGAACCCAGAACUAACCAGUGAAGAAAUUGAGAACUUCAAUGCAAUCAGAAACGAGAUUCGAGUGGCUAUUGGUUCACUUCUCAAGGUAUUCCUGCUCUUCCAUUUGAUGUCCACAACUUGAGCCAAUUAGU
Messenger RNA from Camelina sativa (false flax), 1238 nucleotides. The record is from RefSeq and is a predicted model, not a curated record. NCBI's taxonomy places the organism in Eukaryota, Viridiplantae, Streptophyta, Magnoliopsida, Brassicales, Brassicaceae.